This is a messenger RNA of Mustela erminea (ermine), 5838 nucleotides long. It is a transcript of the gene AGPS, whose product is annotated as alkylglycerone phosphate synthase. The record is from RefSeq and is a predicted model, not a curated record. Lineage: Eukaryota; Metazoa; Chordata; Mammalia; Carnivora; Mustelidae. Gene Ontology annotation, molecular function: FAD binding; alkylglycerone-phosphate synthase activity. The transcript is spliced from 20 exons. Bases 36 to 2090 code for a protein of 684 amino acids. Gene Ontology annotation, biological process: lipid biosynthetic process.
GUCGCCGCAGUGGCUGCCGGGAUGCGCCGCAGCGAAUGGUCGCGCCGGGCGCCGCUCUGAGCGACCUUUCACCCGCGCCCAGCGGUCCGAGGCGGCGGCACAAGGCGGAAGCCAUGGCGGAGGCGGCGGCUGCAGCGGGUGGAACGGACGUGGGUGCGAGCUCCGGCUCUGCAGCGGACCGGGACCGGGACCCGGACCCAGACCGGGACCGCGCCGGGCGGAGGCUCCGGGUUCUCUCGGGCCAUCUGCUGGGCCGGCCCCAGGAGGCUGUGAGUACCAAUGAGUGCAAAGCGCGGAGAGCCGCGUCGGCGGCCACGGCGGCGCCCACUGCCACUCCCGCCGUGCAGGAGUCAGGCACCAUCCCCAAGAAGCGGCAAGAAGUUAUGAAAUGGAAUGGAUGGGGAUAUAAUGAUUCCAAGUUCUUCUUCAAUAAGAAAGGCCAAGUUGAGUUAACUGGGAAAAGGUACCCUCUUAGUGGUAUGAUUUUACCAACUUUUAAAGACUGGAUCCAAAAUACCCUUGGAGUAAAUCUGGAGCAUAAAACUACCUCUAAAGCAUCCUUAAACCCUAGUGAUACACCUCCUUCUAUUGUAAAUGAAGAUUUUCUUCGUGACCUUAAAGAGACUAAUAUUUCAUAUUCACAAGAAGCAGAUGAUCGAGUAUUUAGAGCUCAUGGUCAUUGUCUUCAUGAGAUAUUUUUGCUCAGGGAAGGAAUGUUUCAGCGAAUUCCUGAUAUAGUUUUAUGGCCAACAUGUCAUGAUGAUGUAGUUAAGAUUGUGAAUCUAGCGUGCAAAUAUAACCUUUGUAUCAUACCAAUUGGUGGAGGAACAAGUGUAUCAUAUGGCCUAAUGUGUCCUCCAGAUGAGACAAGAACAAUUAUUUCUUUGGAUACUUCACAAAUGAAUCGAAUCCUCUGGGUUGAUGAGAAUAAUCUGACAGCUCAUGUGGAGGCUGGUAUCACAGGACAAGAGUUGGAAAGACAGCUUAAAGAAAGUGGUUAUUGUACAGGUCAUGAACCAGAUUCACUGGAAUUUAGCACCGUGGGAGGAUGGGUUUCUACUCGGGCAUCGGGCAUGAAGAAGAAUAUCUAUGGCAAUAUUGAGGACCUGGUGGUUCAUAUAAAAAUGGUAACACCUAGAGGUAUAAUAGAAAAAAGCUGUCAAGGACCUCGUAUGUCAACAGGCCCUGAUAUCCAUCACUUCAUCAUGGGAUCUGAAGGAACUCUUGGUGUGAUAACAGAAGCUACAAUAAAAAUCAGACCAAUCCCUGAAUACCAAAAGUAUGGCUCAGUAGCUUUCCCUAAUUUUGAACAAGGAGUAGCCUGUUUAAGAGAAAUUGCAAAACAGAGAUGUGCUCCUGCAUCUAUCCGCCUCAUGGACAACCAACAGUUUCAGUUUGGUCAUGCUCUUAAACCUCAGGUUUCUUCUAUUUUCACAUCAUUUUUGGAUGGCUUAAAGAAAUUUUAUAUUACAAAGUUCAAAGGAUUUGAUCCAAAUCAGCUAACUGUCGCUACAUUACUAUUUGAGGGCGACCGUGAGAAGGUUCUUCAACAUGAAAAGCAAGUGUAUGACAUCGCUGCAAAAUUUGGUGGAUUGGCAGCUGGAGAAGAUAAUGGACAGAGAGGUUAUUUGCUGACCUAUGUCAUCGCAUACAUUCGAGACUUGGGCUUGGAAUACUAUGUAUUAGGAGAGUCUUUCGAGACUUCUGCUCCUUGGGACAGGGUUGUGGAUCUCUGCAGAAAUGUAAAAGAGCGAAUAACAAGGGAAUGCAAAGAGAAGGGUGUUCAGUUUGCUCCUCUUUCUACCUGCAGGGUGACGCAGACUUACGAUGCAGGUGCAUGUAUCUAUUUCUACUUUGCCUUUAACUACAGGGGAAUAAGUGACCCACUGACUGUGUUUGAACAAACAGAGGCAGCUGCUAGAGAAGAAAUCCUUGCUAAUGGAGGGAGCCUGUCGCAUCACCAUGGAGUGGGCAAGUUACGGAAGCAGUGGCUAAAGGAAAGUAUCUCUGAUGUUGGCUUUGGGAUGCUGAAGUCUGUCAAGGAGUAUGUGGACCCCAAUAACAUCUUUGGAAACAAAAACCUUUUAUAAAUCCAUUACUGUUGUUACAAAAAAAAAGUUACUUUUUCUUUUUUUUUUUUAAGUCUUCAACUAUGGUUAUACCAGUAAUCAAAUAUAUCAUGGACUGUAUUUCAGCAAAGUUUGUUUGUUGGUUGAAAAUAAGUUGUUAAUCAUUCUGUAUUUGUUUUGUUUCUAAAUCUAUGGAUUGACAGAUGGUAUUCCUAAAUCUCUCUCCUUAUAGGUGCAUCAGUUGAUCGCCAACUGGUUGUCAUUUCAAAUUUUAGUCAGGCAGCACAAGGCUGCUAGCUGUUAUUUCAAAGGAAGAUGCUGCCAGCUGCUCUGUAUUGAUGCCUCCCCUUGGGAACAAAGGCAGAUUUUGGUGUCAUCCACGGCUUAUCCAGCCUCUUUUUUAAAAGGGUGUUGCUGGGAAGCAGAUAUCUAGGGAAGGAUUCCGUUGCGGAGUGAUUACAAAUUCUAGUGUGAGUAGGCCAUUAAGGAGGGUACUCAGGAAAGAACAUAGGCAACCUGUUACUUAGGAUACCUUCAGUUCUGUGAGGUGCUUGGCCUACAUUUUUCUUUGAAAUGAGUAUAGCGUUUUAGACCUUAAGUCAGUCUAAAAAUUAUUGUUAGGGACAUGUUUUAGUUUUCCGUGUUUCUGUUUCUACUGGGGUAUGAAUUGUAUGUGUAUAACUGAGAAAAUCUCUUGUUAUAUCCUAGUUCCUUCAUCAUAUGUUGUAUAAGAAAAACUGACCUAUCACUCAUUGUAUUUGAAGGACAGUUUUACCAUGAAAUGAUGCCUUUAUCAGCUUAACAGUUCUAAUGUUUCUGAUUUCACAUUCUUGUUGCUGAGACGCAUAAGAAGCUGCAACAGGAGCAGAAGAAGGAAGAUUCCUUACACUUCAUAUCUCCAGUUCAAAGAAUCGUUUGGCUAACGAAACACAGCUAUCAUUUAACUACUGAAUUUGAAAACUUCAAGUUUCAGUAACAAUUUUUUUUUAAUUAACCCGAACAACAUGAUAAAUUUUCAUAUAAAGCUAAAGUUUCAGUUUAGUUUUUAAUAGUGAUUUAACGCCUUUUUGAAUUACUGGUUUAACCUAAAUUUUGAAAAAAAUAUAUUAAUACACAUGCCAUAAUCAAAAGUUUGAAAUGUCAUAUUUCUUGAAUAAUAGGGAGAACGUUAAUCACAUUUAGCAGAAAUUUUUACAUUUAAACCUGGAUAUUAAAAUAAGUAAAAUUAUUACUUUGAAUCACUGUCUGUCAAGGUUCAUGAUUCACAUUUUGGGAUGGAUUCUUUUCUUAAUGCAAUACCUAACUUUUGAUAAUUUUUUAAAAUUAAUAUUUGAUCAAAUAAUAUAAGUCAAAGUGCAGACGAUCCUUUAAAAGGACACGCUGUCUGUCUAUGUAGCAACAGCUCCAAAGUAUUUUUGGGCAGUUUGAUACCUUUUAUAUCUGAAGUAUACUUAAACAGAAAAGUGAAAAUUUAAAUUGACAAAAUGGUAUUUUUAAGACUUCAAAAUGAUAAAACAAUUUGUAAUAAAAUUGGCCUCAAACUAAUAAACUUAAAAUCUGUAAGCAAAUCAAAAUUAAAUAAUCAGUUUAACAACAAAAACUAAAUGUUUAUUUAUUAGAAGCUGCCUCUCUUCACUGGUGAUUUAUUUUUAAUUAUAAAAUUUCCAGCAGAUCUUAGCUUUAAAAGCCCUUGCUAUUUGAAAUAGUUGGAUGUUUGAUGAGGAAAUUCCACUUGCCUCUAGAAUUAUAAAAAUCUCAGCUUUAUAAAAUGCAUCUAUCUAUUCAUGAAGGUAAUUUCUCUAACUGGUGAUCAAAAUGUAAAACUUAAUACAGUAGUAAUAUCUCACUGGAGUGUAUACAUGUUUCUGAGUAAAUUUUUUUUUAAUAAAAUUUACGGAUUCAUAAGCAGACCCAUUCCUUUGCACGUGAUUGUUCUAACAUUCUCUCCCAGGGAGUUCAGAUUUCAGCAACCUCAGAAAUCUGUAUUUGGUUUUAGGAAACUAUAAAUGUCACAGCUGAAAAUUGUUGUGUUCACUGUUCUACAUGAACCUUACGGAAUAAUUAGUGAUUUAUGUCUUUGUUUUUCUUCUUCCAUGUAUGCAGGACUCCCCAACCUUGAUUUUAUAGUGAUGACUACAUUCUGUUCUUGGAAUGAUUUCUACAGGGAUUUUGAAACAGAUGAACACUUGCCAGUGCUGUUUCACUCUGAUUUAGUAAAUCAGAAACCCUGUACCCCACUUUCUCACACCUGCUUCUGAGAGAUACCUCGGAAUGUACUUAGUUUCUGUGGAGAACUGGGUUCUUGAUUAUGCACAGAGGCACUUAAACCUUGCCUCAUAUUUCUGGAAUAUCUGAAAAUGGUUUCAUAAAAGUUAAAGCAUGGAGUAUAUUGUUUAUGUGAGGCUUUUAAACUCAUUUUGAAUAAGUUUCUUUAAAAUUUUAAAAGCUCAUAACCGAUUUGGUUUUUAGUACAGCGUAAACAUUGACUUGUCUUUCUUAAAUUAGUCAUAUUUCUAAUAUUUGUUGAUGUUACAUUUGGGUUGAGGUUUUAGUGGGACUAGGAACUUGCUGCUAGUCAGAAGUGGCAUUGAAUACUAAAGACUCAAUAUGAACAGGCUUUAUUGACCCUUAGAGAAACUGAUGCCUUAAUGUCUGGUGCAAAAUACAGUGCAUAAGUGAAUUUUGUCUUAUACUGAGUAACUGAGCUUUUUUAGUUUAGUAAGAAUUGUGGAAGCCACAUGUUUAUUGUGCCCAGCAUUUUACCACAAAGAAAGAGGAUUGAAUUCUUUCGUCUUGGGAGGAAUUGGGAAUUUACAUCCUAAAUGCCUGCAUGUAUUUAGUACUAUUACUUAAGAGCUACUUAUGAAGCUGGAAGCCUUCUUAAAUGUAGUUGUAUAGAUGUAUUUUGGAAAACAUAAGCGCAGUGAAGGAUGAGCUUCCAUCAGUGUGUCAGAUACAGAUGGUUGCAAGGAAACCUGGUGUUCAGAAUAUUCUCUUAGUAACUGCUAAGUCCUAGCUUACAUUUUUGAUAAUGCCUUUCUGCAUGCUGGCUCCAGAGAUUUUUGUUUGUUCUUUCCUUUUUUAGCUACAGCUUCUUAACCAGAGCUGAUCAAAGAAGCCCUGUAGUCCCAAGCUGAAGCGUGUAACCUCAGCUGUUCAAAUGGGGCUGGGUGUGGUUGAGCAUCUAUUCUGUAUAAAUGUAGAACACAAACAGUUCCUGAUCAUGGAUUGAUUCAGAAGCUGGAUGUGCUGGCGCUUGAAGCAGCCACAAUGGAAUGCUGUGGGAAGUGUCUGCAUUUUAAGGAACACUGAGGCAUUAAGGACAGCUUUAAUAGCUUUUCGUUUACCACUUAAUCUUUGGCAACUUUGCUUUUAAUUAGGGCUUAGCUCAUGGUGGAAGAAAAGCUGAAAAUACCAAGUGCCAGUGUUGGAUUGAAGAAUCCAGAAUCACUUUUGGCUUUACGAGUAUGGAAGUGUGGCUUUGCUCAAGGCUCCAAAUGAACCAUAUGUCAAUACAUUCAUUGAAUUCUUACUCAUUUCAGGGUCGUGAAAAGGAAAUAAUGUAUACAUUGAUGCUGAAAUUCAGAAAAUAUAAAAGAUUUUUUUUAACUAUGGAAUUUCAUGCUGUCUGUUAUGAAGGAUGUAAGACCCUUGGGUUUCUGCUUCCUAAACCACACUGUUUGCCUUCAGUGUGGAAUUUGUAAAAACUACUUGUAACAUCAACAGGUUAUAGAAAUGUGUAUCAUUAAUAAAAUGCACCCACGUCUAA